CUGCGAGUGCGUUUGUGUCAGUAGUCGUCAUUUUUUGUUUUUUGCAAGACUCGAUGUAUAUUUUCGGAUAUGACGUCAAAACCAAAACGGCAGCAAUGGGACAAAGAUUCUAUGGCACAGGCUAUAUUAGCUAUUCAGGAGAAAAAAAUGGGAUUUCUGAAAGCAUCGAAAACCUUUGGAGUGCCGAAAACUACACUUAUACGGUUAUCACAAAAGAGUAACAUGCCUUUAAAAGAACUCAUAAAUAUAAAACUCGGAAGAAAAGCGACACUUCCUCCUGAACUAGAGACUGACUUGGCUGAUUAUGUGCUUCACAUGGAAGAAUCAGGAUUUGGACUAACUCGACGUGAUAUUAAGUUAUUAGCUUAUCAAUUAGCGGAAAAAAAUAACUUGACCCAUAAGUUUUCCAAAGAAAACCAGUUAGCUGGCAAAACAUGGCUACGAUUAUUUUUAAAACGCCAUCCUGAACUUUCGUUUCGUCGUCCCACGGGUACUUCUAUUGCAAGACUGAAAGGCUUCAAUAAAGAAAAUGUUGACGAAUUUUUCAAAUUACUAGAAGAAGCAAUGGAAAAGCACAACUAUUUGGCAAAUAAUAUCUACAAUGUAGAUGAAACCGGAAUUACAGUCGUUCCCUCAAAGAUGCCGGAAAUAUUGGCCAAAAAGGGAAAACGACAAAUAGUUGCGACAACUUCAGCUGAGAGAGGAUCAACAGUCACUUGUGUGAUGUGUAUGAAUGCCAGUGGCACAUUUGUUCCGCCGAUGAUGAUUUUCCCUCGCAAACGUGACCAUCCUCUUUUAAUGAAAGGGGCUCCACCUGGUGCAAUUCACGCCUGCCAUCCAUCAGGCUGGAUUCAGACUGAUCUUUUCACAAAGUGGUUUAAACAUUUUUUGAAGUACGCUAAACCCUCUACUACUUCGCCUGUAUUAUUGGUAUUGGAUGGUCAUGCAAGUCAUACCCGUAAUAUUGAACUGAUUGAUUUAGCACGAGCCAAUCAUGUGCAACUUUUGUCAUUACCUCCACAUUCAAGCCACAAAAUUCAACCGCUUGAUCGCACAUUCAUGGGCCCACUAAAAAAAUACUUCACUGAGGAAAUUCGCCAGUUUGUUCGACGUAAAAGUCAAGCUGCAACGCACUAUGAUAUAGCAGAAUUAUUUGGUCGUGCCUAUAUAAGAGCCCAGCGGGCUGAACUGGCCAUCAAUGGUUUUCGGGUAACUGGAAUUUACCCUAUAGGCAGGAGUGUUUUUCAAGAUCAUGACUUCAUUGUUGAUCAAUCAAUAGCUGAUGAAAUUCCUGCCACUGUUACAGCUCAAUCAACAAUAACGACUUCAGUGAAUAACGAUGAAACUUAUGAUUCAGAUCGAACUGUCUGUGAUGAAUCUCCAUCAAUUAUUAGCGAACCCAACUUUACAGCUUGUGGAACACAGUCUUCAAUUGAGGAUAUAAUAUCUCAAAAUCCGGCUGAAACGUCGUUGGUGGAAUUAAUUGGCGAAAUUGAACCAAUAGCUGUAAACGAAAUUCAAACCUUGACAGAGUUCGUAGUACUGCCUUCAGAACAAGAAUCUCCCGAAAUUGAAGUAGCGGCUUCAGUUCUUCCAUCCAUUGAAACUAACAUAGACGUAAACCCUGGUCCUUCUACAUCCAUUGCUCAUUUGUCUCCUAAACAAUUGUUUCCAGUACCACAGUUAAGAAAAAAAGAUAAUAACAGGGGAAGAAAGGGAACCAAAUCUACAAUUUUGACAUCGUCGCCAUAUAAACUUUGUUUAGAGACGUCAAUAAAGACAAAAAGUGAAGCAGCAUCAAAGAAAAAAAGAAAUGUUACGAAGGAACUAGAGGAGCUAAAUGAAAAGAAGGCAGAAGCAAGAGAAAAGAAGGGGAGUGUUGUAGGUCAGAAGCAGAAGAAGUCUGCACCAAAGAAAAGGCCAAAAAGCAACAGAAAGCAAUUAAAAAAGACUAAGCAAAUAAAAAUACCAAACAAGGUAAAUAGAGCAUCAUCUACGUCCGAAGACAGUAACUAUUCAGUCAACGAUCUUACAGAUGAAAGCCCCGAUCGAAGUCAACAACAUAAUGCAAAAUGUUUAUAUUGUGACAGUCUCUUCUCCGAUGAUACUCAAGGAGAACAGUGGGUACAAUGUUCUUCUUGUGAGCAAUGGGCACAUGAAGAAUGUGCUGGUGUCGAUAGUGUCCACUUCUUAUGUGAAUUUUGCAGUGAUUAGCUUUGUUAUAAUUUUUAUUUACCGUAACUUUAUAAUUUUAUUUAAGUACCAUAAUAUUAGUAUGGAUAUUUCGCUAUUUGAGUCUAAUAAAAUUAUGUUGUUUAGUAUGUAAGUACUAUUCUAUUUUUUGUUGAUCGAGACUGAUUUACGACGGUAAUCUAUUCCUAUAAAAGAAUGAUAAUAAUAAUAUAAAAUAUUAUUAACUGUGAUUAUUUACUGCUCAAGUCCAUAUUAUGCACCCAUGGUUCAUAUUAAAAACCUAGUGGUCCGUAUUAAACUACCUUUUUAAGAAGUUUAUUUUUUACAAUUUUUUGUAAUUAAGGUAAAUUUGCCAGAAUUUAUGUUCUUUUCAUGACAAUUGAAGUCUAUUGUGAUACUAGAUUAGUUUCUUGUG
Leptinotarsa decemlineata (Colorado potato beetle) is the source of this 2608-nucleotide messenger RNA. RefSeq lists its product as uncharacterized. NCBI's taxonomy places the organism in Eukaryota, Metazoa, Arthropoda, Insecta, Coleoptera, Chrysomelidae. The record is from RefSeq and is a predicted model, not a curated record. Gene Ontology annotation, molecular function: DNA binding. Gene Ontology annotation, cellular component: nucleus.